Messenger RNA from Arachis duranensis, 829 nucleotides. Its product is annotated as monothiol glutaredoxin-S11. The record is from RefSeq and is a predicted model, not a curated record. Gene Ontology annotation, cellular component: cytoplasm; nucleus. NCBI's taxonomy places the organism in Eukaryota, Viridiplantae, Streptophyta, Magnoliopsida, Fabales, Fabaceae. The transcript is spliced from 2 exons. Bases 215 to 523 code for a protein of 102 amino acids.
UAAAACUCAAAGCUUCUUAUAAAAUAAUUUAAGAGUUCAUUCACAAUUCUCCUCAUUAGGCAACAAAUAAACAUUGUUCAACCACCCCAUUUAUCAUCAUCCAUUUUAUAUAGGGUCAAAUUCAAAUACUAUUUUGGAUUUGAUCUAAUUGGUGUUUGAAGUGUUUCCAAUUAGCCAUAUACAACAGUAUAAGAUAAAUUGAAAUAUCAAGAUCAUGGAGAAGGUAACAAGGUUGGCAUCUGAAAAGGGUGUGGUGAUAUUCACAAAGAGUUCAUGUUGCCUAUGCUAUGCUGUGAACAUUCUGUUCCAAGAACUUGGGGUGAACCCAACAAUUCAUGAGAUUGAUAAGGACAAUGAAGGAAGAGACAUGGAAAAAGCUUUAACAAGGCUUGGUUGCACUGCACCUGUCCCUGCAGUGUUCAUCGGAGGCAAGCUUGUGGGCUCCACCAAUGAAGUUAUGUCCCUUCAUCUUAGUGGCUCCCUCAUCCCACUCCUCAAGCCAUAUAGUGCUACUUUAUCUUGAACAAAUUAAUAUUAUUCUAUUAACUAAUUAAUUAAUGUACCUUAAUUAGUUAAUUAGCUUAUUGGACAAGAAGGAGAAUAAUGGCUCAAAUCAUAUAUAGGGUGUUGUAAUGAUGAGCUUAAUUACUUUUAAUUAAUUAACUAUUAUUGUUAAUUAGUUGAUAUAUGUAUUAUUAUGAUGGGUAAUGUUGUGAAGUGGGUUAAUUUCUAGCUCUCUGAUCUCUUCUAGCCAAAUUGAUCAUGUUAUAUAUAGCCAUAUUACAAUGUAAUGUGCUAAAUAUUCUUAAUGAAGUUUAUUUUGUGUGUA